Macadamia integrifolia is the source of this 1724-nucleotide messenger RNA. Its product is annotated as omega-hydroxypalmitate O-feruloyl transferase-like. Lineage: Eukaryota; Viridiplantae; Streptophyta; Magnoliopsida; Proteales; Proteaceae. The record is from RefSeq and is a predicted model, not a curated record. Bases 222 to 1556 code for a protein of 444 amino acids. The transcript has 3 exons. Gene Ontology annotation, molecular function: acyltransferase activity, transferring groups other than amino-acyl groups.
CUUUCAUUUUGCCUUUUGUGUUUAUGUGUUUUCUGUUUUAUCCCCUAUAGAUAUAUGAUCAUAGUUUAAUGGAUUCUAUUAAUUAGCAUGGAUUGAAGGAUUCUGUAAUCCUUAAGUUCACCAAAAAGAGUUAUUUGUUAGUAUGAUAUCAUUUAAUAUGAAUGGUGGGAGGAUUCAAUUAGCAUCGAUUUCGAUAGCUUGCUGGUUGAGUUUCCGUGCUAAUGACAAUGUCGAAGCAAAAGAUGGAAGGAUUGAUCAGCAUAAAUGAAGAAAUAAUUAGGAUAAAGAAGACGGAACCCGUUUUAAUCCGUCCGGCGGAGGAAACUAAAAAUGGUUUCUAUUUCCUUUCGAACCUUGAUCAGAAUGUUGCAACCAUUAUCCAAACAUUUUAUUGCUUCAAAGCUGAAGAUGAGAACAAGAAAAGUAGUGAGACUAUCAGUGAAGUGAUCAAGGAAGCACUGGCUAAGGUUUUGGUUCACUAUUAUCCACUUGCAGGGAGUUUAACAAUCAGUUCUGAAGGAAAACUGAUUGUGAAGUGUACAAACAAAGGUGUACCCUUUGUUGAAGCUUUUGCAGAUUGUGAGAUUGAAGCUUUAGGGGAUAUAACUGUUCCUGAUCCUUUGACUUUAGGGAAGCUUGUGUACACUGUUUCUGGAGCUGAAAGCAUUUUAGAGAUGCCUCUGUUGACAGCCCAGGUAACGAGGUUUAAAUGUGGAGGGUUUGUGCUUGGCAUGACAAUAAAUCAUUGCAUGGUUGAUGGGAUAACUGCAAUGGAGUUUGUGAACUCAUGGGCUGAAACUGCAAGAGGAUUACCCUUCACUGUCCCUCCAUUCCUAGACAGAUCCAUAUUAAGAUCUAGACAACCUCCCAAGAUCGAGUUCACCCACAAUGAAUUCAAAGAGAUCAAUGAUGUAUCCAACAUGGCAACCCUCUUUCAAGAAGAGCAAAUCCUUUACAGAUCCUUCUUUUUUGACCCUGAGAAGCUAACCCAUUUGAAGAAAAUGGCCAUGGAGGAUGGGACCAUAAAGAGCUGCACUAGUUUUACAGCUCUCACAGCUUUGGUGUGGAGAGCCAGAAGUAAGGCUCUUAAGAUGAAACCAGACCAACAAACUAAGCUUCUCUUUGCUGUAGAUGGAAGAUCAAAGCUAAAUCCACCACUGCCAAAGGGAUACUUUGGUAAUGGGAUUGUUCUCACAUGUUGUCUUUGCACUGCUGGGGAGUUGAUUGAGAAGCCAUUAUCCUUUGCAGUUCAAUUGGUGCAAGAAGCAAUCAACUUAGUGAAUGAUAACUAUAUUAGGUCUGUGAUAGAUUACUUUGAAGUAACAAGACUAAGGCCUUCCUUGGCAGCUACUGUGUUGAUCACAACAUGGACUAGACUUGAUUUUGAUACUACAGAUUUUGGGUGGGGCCAACCAACACAAUCGGGUUGUGUUACCUUACCUGAAAAAGAAGUUGUUUUGUUCCUCUCUCAUGGAAGAGGCAAGAAGUGUAUGAAUCUGCUGCUGGGUCUUCCAGUAUCUGCCAUGAAGAUCUUUGAAGAACUAAUGCAAGUGUAAUUUAUAGGAAAAAUGUUAUGUGGAUGGUCAUGUAUCUCAUGUAUGUACAUGUUUGUCACUUCAACCGUCCGAUAAGCAUAAAGUGAUAACUUUUAAUACCAUAUUUGGCCCUACAAGAAGGGAAGAGGUGCCGACCAUGUAUAAAAACCAUAUCCUAAUUUAUAUGAG